Molecule: messenger RNA, 4843 nt
Organism: Rhagoletis zephyria (snowberry fruit fly)
Lineage: Eukaryota; Metazoa; Arthropoda; Insecta; Diptera; Tephritidae
Gene: Dred
Product: Dctn1-related
Source: RefSeq, a predicted model, not a curated record
UGAGGAACAGAUAAAUCCUUGGGAUGACGUUUGAAACGUCAGACGCGCUCGUUCACUCGAGAACUAAAACGGUUGUCGAUGCUUUUCAUGUGAAACACCACCAACUGAACGACCGUUUUACGAAAGCAAGACGAAUAUGAAUUUUCCGCGUGUGCGCAAAUUGUAUUUUAAAAUGUAAAAAGAAAGCUGCAAACAUGGUUUUAACCUUAAAAUAAUCAAAUAGCCACCUAAAAACGCAGCAUUGGAACCGCCAAAAUAUUGAAAAGGUUUACAAUUACUUAACAAAUAAAGUGACUUUUGUGUUAUAAUCAGUGUAAGGAAAAAAGUAAAAAAAAAUUAAACCAUUUCACGCGCCGGUAUUUCAACUAAUUAUGCAUUUUAAAAUUUAGUUUAAACCUUCAUCGACUUAUUGGCCAUUUGGUAAGUUACGGUAGGACGUACACGAUCGUACCUAGCAUUACUUCUUGUAAUUAUUAUAAUAAAAUAAUUGUUUUAAAAUUGCUAAUACAAUCGUUGCCAGCGCUCAUAAGGGUUACGCUAUGUGAAAUUUAAAGUUUUGCCUUGUCAACCAGCUUUCCUUGUGUUAGAGGGGGUAGAAAUACAUGUAUUUGUGGGUGUAAGCGUUUGAAUGUAGUGGGAAGGCAGCAAUAAUGAUGGUGGCAGAUGUCCGCCAUAUUGGCGAGCAUCUUACUUUUGGUUCGAUGUGUACGUUAUUGCCAUUCGUGAACGAGGCUUUCUGCACAAAUAUAAAGUAGCAAAAAUGUUAAAAUAGUGAAAAAAUGGCCGAGCGCAACUUUAAAGUUGGUCAAAAAGUUCAAAUUGUGGGUAAAAAUCUAUGUGGGCAAGUGGCGUACGUGGGCUCGACUAGCUUCUCACCUGGAAAGUGGAUAGGCGUGGUGCUGGACGAAAAGGACAAAGGAAAAAAUAAUGGCAGUGUCAGGGGCAUCACCUACUUCAAAUGUGCACCGAAUUGUGGACUCUUUGUGCGGCCAGCACAAGUAAAUUUAGUGUUAGCUAAGGAAACCGAAGAAAUGGCAGAGUCAUCAGUACCACAAGAGGCUAGGCAAGGCAGCGGUAUGAAAUCGCACAACAGUGAGAAAAUUUCCACAGCAGCACCAGUGGCAAAUACUGCAGCGCUUAAUCAAAAACCACCAAACGGUGGCACUUCUAUCGUUAAGGCACCCUCAGACCAGCCUUUAUUGCAAAGCUCAGCUAACGGCAGCACAGCAGGCACUUCAAAUGGCAGUAUGCUGAAAGCAACCAAAAUCAAUAAGCCUUUGCAGGCAAAUCGGCGUAUUGUCUCUUCCAACACCCAGCUGGAGUUGUCGUUUUCAAGCACAACAGUGUCUGUAGCUGCACCUAAACGCAGUAAAACUACAGUCAGCCCUUCGGAAUCCUUUUCUUGUGCUCGUCAGCGUUCUGCGUUUGUGGAAACGGGUUUCCUGGAGAUACUUCAUACGCAAUUCACUCCAGGCCACCCACUACGUUCCCCGACUGUGUUCAGCAUCCACAGUGGUCUGGCCAGUGGUGUCGCAAUCAGUCCAACAGAGCAACUGCUUCAACAGAAACAAUUACAACAAAGAUGCAAGGACUUAGAGACGCGUAAUGGGGAGCUAAGUGCAGAGCUGGAAGAUUUAAAAAGUCAGCGCGCGGAGGACAAAAGGCGUUUGCAUGAGUUGGAAAGGGUCCGCUUGCAAAAGGACCAGUUAAGUGAGUUCAAAACACAGAUUAUGGAGCAGCAUAGCUUGGUGCAACGAGAAUUACAACGCUGUCGGCAAGAGCUGAGGGAAGCCAAUGACUGCAAAACUAAAUAUAAGCGUGAACUAGACGAGGUAGCCGAAAGUAUUGAACUACUAACACUGGACAAAGAAAUGGCGGAAGAACGUGCAGAAACAUUGCAAAUAGAGUUGGAAACGGCAAAUGAGCGCAAUGAAGAGCUCAGUCUCGACGUCGAAAUUUUGAGAGCUGAAAUUGAAAAUUCUACAUCAACCCUGCUUGGCGACCGCCCAGAUAAUGAGUUGAAAGACGAACUUAUACAACCAACAGCUGCGGAAAUUAGGCGGCUUGAGCAGUAUAACCAACGACUGCGAGAAACCGUUGUUCGGCUGCGCGAUGUGUUGACAAACGAAAAGCAAGAUCUACAAAAGACCCACAAGGAACUAGAAACAAAAUCUUCUGAAAUUUCCGAACUAAAAAAAACAAAGGAAAUACUUUCAAGGCGCAUUGAUGUCAUGGAAAUGCAUAUUAUAGAACUAAAAGAACAAGUCGACGCAGCACUGGGCGCAGAAUCAAUGGUUUCAUCCCUGGUAGAGGCCAAGAUCGAUUUGGAGGAACGUGUGAAGUUAUUGGAAGAAGAAGUUAUGGAGCUAGAAGCGCUGGAGGAGAUCCAUGAACAAAUAAUCGAAGGCAAUCAGGAAUUGGAAAUGGAUUUGAGGGAAGAAAUCGAUGCCCUCAAUUCAACUAUAAAAAUGUUACAGCAGGAGAAGAACAAUACACUGGAAGAGAUAUACGACCGCGAAGUGACUAUUACGAAAUUCCGAGAUCUCGUCAAAACAUUGAAUAAUAACGUGCUGCUAAAAGAUCAGCCCACAAAUGCUUUGGGCGCAGGUACGGGCACAUCCACUUCAGAUGAUCUCAGUACUCUCUCAAAUCCGGACGAAACACAGAGUAUCGACUUUAAUCAAAUGUUUUAUUUAACAAAGGCUUUCAAACGAGCUAUCGAUUUGCAGUUGAAUGAAAUUGAAUUAAAACUAUGCAAGGCUCACGUUGACCACCUUUUGGCGUUCGUGCCUGAGGAUAUCCUACUUCGGGGCAGCGAGCAUGACAUCAUAUUAGUGCUACUACUGCUGCAGCGUAUGUACGAAAAGUUGGAAAUAAUUUGCCACACGAUCGAUGAAAAGUUUUCAACCUCGUGUGAAUUCGCUAAAAACGCAAUAUUUGAGGGAUUUUCCGUGCACCGGUUCGCCUUUCGUUGCAAAUGUCUUUUUGUGUUGCGAAGUCUUAAAUUGGUGAUAAAACAGCUAAUAUUUGGGUUAAAUCAUUGCGAUUACGAGGUAUGCACGCAUGCAGCUAUUUAUCGAGGAGAAAUGGAGUCGCAAGAGAAGUCUAUCGACGAGUUGAUUAAUCGCUUGAAAGGCGAUAUGCUUGACGAAAACACACCAAUGGAAACAGUUGAGCGCACUCUAUCGUUUUUCAGUGCACUGUACACGAAUCUUAUUUGCUCGCAUAACAUCGCUGAAUUGGCUGAUGAGCAUCAGCUUUACGUGAUGUUGGUGGAAGUACUCGAAGUAUGCUUGGACUGCAUCAAUACGAAUGCUGGAAUACUGCACACUUUAAUACAGUUGGGCGAUGAAAACACGGAGUCCUUCUGGGCCAUGCAGUUUCUGAUGGAAAACGUGACCCAAUUCAAGCUUAAGCUGAGGAAGCUACAGCGCAAGCUUCCUUCUACUCCGGUUGACAUUUCUGGCAUGCAAAAGCCGCAGACUGAGCGUAUACAACGCAUUCUGUGCACCAACGAUCAGUUCGGGCGUUUUAUUAAUAUUUUAACAGCAACGACAAAGGAUGCAACCAAGGACAUAGCUGCAUCCUCUUUCGCCAACAAAGAAGACUUUCCGUGCGAUGGAGCAAUCGAGCAUAAAAAGCUUUGGAAAAUCAUUACAGCGAACUGUUCGAAAUCCGCCGCCGAAGAAAAGGGGACGACUCCAGUCGCUCUAUUCCAUCAGUGCAUUCAGGUAUUGGACGAACAAAUAAAUGAUCUCUCCAACUUCAUCUCGGAAAACGAAUCUGUGCGCAGUGCAAAUAAAAACACAAUGUUUGUACGCUCCUCGGCCACCACUCUGUUACUGCGAUCAAUGCAAUUUAAACAACAUUCUGAUGACAUAAAAACGUUGAAGCACAUAUUAGUUGAACGUGAUAAAGAAAUCAAAACGCAGAAGUACUUGGCGAAGAUUAAGCAGAAUGAAUUCUCUGAAAUGCAAGUACGCAAGGAGAUUGCAGAGCAUAACUUGUCAAAGGCUCAACGCAAUCAGGAGGAGACUCUGACCAAAAUCAUCGAGCAAAUUGAAAAUUUAGAUAAAAGUAUGUGCCAUCGUGAAAAUGUUGUCGGACAGUCAUUAAAUAAUUUGCAGGAGAAAAUUUCAACAAUGGAACUGAACUAUGCGCGUCUUGAACAAAAUCUUGUCUCCCGCAAGCAGGUAAUCAAUCUGACUGCAGAUGAAAGCUAUCGCGAAAUUGAUACCCUCAACAAAUGCUUACGUUACGAAAGAGCAGAACGAAUCAAACUUCACAUCAAUGAAAUGAAGAUGCGCAUGCGCAGUUUUGAUCCUCUACACGUGCCACAAAAUAAACAGGUUCCAAAUGUAGCAGAACUAAGACUCACCAACGAGUUGCGAAUGCUGAAAAAUCAAUGGAUACUUUCACAUAUCAAAUUAAAACCAAAUGUUGAAACCGAGCGAUGCGCCCUCAAACGUAAAUCAAAUGAACUACUCCAACGAGCCUUGAGCACAUACUUCCUGACCCAUCCGCACCGCAGCACACCCAGCCAUUUUGGCUCUUUCGGCUCGAAGGACUUAAAUCAAAUAUUCAAUUGAAAGCUUUAAUAAUAGAAACAGUCGAUUUGUUUUUAUUUGCUUUAACAAAAGAAAAAAAACAUGCAUAAAUAUAGUUAUGCAGUUUAGAUACAAAUACGCAUUCACUGGUGGCAGAAAUAAUAGAAAGACCUUAAGUAUUUUGACCAGUUUUGGUGAUAAACAUUUCCUUUGUCGAUUAAAUGUUUAAUAUAUAAAAAAGAUUUAGCUCAUUAUAUAAUUAACUGCAUAUAAAUACAAAAAUUAUAAAAAUUCAA